This is a messenger RNA of Chelonoidis abingdonii (Abingdon island giant tortoise), 3596 nucleotides long. Lineage: Eukaryota; Metazoa; Chordata; Testudines; Testudinidae. The record is from RefSeq and is a predicted model, not a curated record.
CCCUCCCCUCUCCAGGCGAGGCUCAUUGCAGGGGAGUCAGCAGAAAUACUUCAAGUCUCCUGCUGUCUGCGCUGGAAGGAAACUGAAGUUUUCCGUUUCCCCUCCGCUCCAUGCAGUUGCAGCCAGACACUGCGGGCACAUGGUUUCUGAGAGGGCUGCUCCCCCCAGCUGCCCAGGAGCAGGCAAGGCCAGGCAUGUGAUGUGCAUUUAUUCCUAGGCAGUGCUGCUAACUUUGCAGUGGGAGGUCCGGUCUCUCCAGUCCAGACUUAGACCGACGCCUGUUAGCUGUGGGGCCUGGAGUAGCUCCCCUGGCCCGACCCCACCCACUGUGGCUCAGCUGAUCUGUGCCUGGGUGCCCAGCCGUGGCCGUUGGAGUUGGGGUGAGUGAACUGCGUGGGAUGCAAGAGUCAGAGCGGAGGCUUGAACGUGGAGGGGUUUCACCUUGAGCAACAGGAUGUUCCCCGGAAGAGGGCGCCCAAAUGGUUUCUUCCAUCCCUGCCCUCAGGACAUCAGCCCCUCCACCUACCCUGCCGACUUUCUCAGGGAUGACGAGGGCAUGGGGUGGGCGCCCCAGGACCGUCAGGAGGCAGCCAGCUGGGAUUACCGACACGGGAGACGCGAGGAAGGCUUCAGGGACAGGUGGCACUCGCCCUUUUCCCGAGACAUCGAACCCUACCCCGCUGACUUUUACGGGGGUGACAAGGGCAGACGCUGGGCACCCCAGGACCAUCAGCAGCCAGCCAGGUGGGAGAACCAACCCAGGAGGCACGAGGAAGGCUUCAGGGGUGGUUGGCACUCGCCCUUUUCCCAAGACAUUGAACCCUACCCCGCUGACUUCUAUGGGGGUGACAACGGUGGAUGCUGGGCACCCCAGGACCAUCAGCAGCCCGCCAGGUGGGAGAACCAACCUGGGAGACAUGAGGACGGUUUCAGGGAUGGGUGGCACUCGGCCACGCCACCUAACCAGCACUGCCCAGAGUCAGUAUCAAGGGAGGAACAUGGCAACUCCUGGGACAGGGAGCAAGACUUCUUCCCCAGGAAGUACCAUGGCCGCGGCUGGAAGCAUCACCGCGGUCCUUUCCGAGGCGGCUACCGAGGGAAAUUCACUCCUCACUACCACCACUUUCAAUCUUACUCCUCCAAAGAAAAGUUCAAGUCGUCCAGGUCAUCGGCCUCCCGCUCCCCAGAGAGAUUCUCAGUGUCGAGUAGAAAGAAAACUGUUUCUUCUAAGACAGAGAAAACGAAAUCAGCAGCACCCAAAAAGCCUGGAAAAUCCAAGAAAGACUCUGCAGCUCCAGUGAAAGAACCCAAACCGCUCCAGGUCCAGCUGGACGCUAGCCAGACAGCCACAGACCCUUCCAGCCAGGCCAGCUCUGCACUGGAUACUGAACCCCCAGCUUCACCCGAAACCACAGAGGAUCUUCAUCCCUUGGGAACGGAAGGAAUUGAGCUGGUCCAGCUGGGGGCCAGUCCUGAGGCUGCAGACAAUCACAGCCAGGCCUGCUGCAUUCUGGUAACUGACUCAGUCCUGGCUGACACCCCAGAGGAUCUUUGUCUCCCGGAGGAAGAAAUCAAGCUGGUCCAGUUGGAAGCCAGCCACGAAGCCACAGACGAUCCCAGCCAGGCCGGCUCUGAUCUGGCUGAUGAGCCCCCAGCCUCACCUGAAACUACAGAGGAGCUUCAUCCCAUCAGAACAGAAGAUACUGAGAUGCUCCAGCUGGAAGACAACCUGAAGGCCCCAGAUCUUCUCAGCCAGGCUGUCUCUGCUCUAGCUGCUUUACCUCCAAUCUGGUCUGAGAUCACAGAGGAGCUGCCUCCCGUGGGAAAGGAAGAAAUUGAGCUGGUUAACCUCCUUCCCUCACCCUGUCUGAAAUCAACGCAGGAGCAGCUGGCCGCUCAUCAGGAGAACGCAGGCUGUCCUUACCAGGCCUGCUCUGCUCUGGCUACCUCAGCGGAAACCAUGCAGUACCUUCGUUCUGCUACCAUACUGGCCAGAAAGGAAGAAAUUGAGCUGUCCUACCAGCAAUCCAGCCUGGCCUUUGCUGUGGUGGCCACCAUGCUGCUGCACAAAGAGCCCUCCAUGGAGGCGGCGAUGGGGUCUGCGCUGCGGGCCAACCUGCGGCAGGUCGGGGGCCACUGCCUGCAGGAGCUGGAGCGCUUCAUUUGCAGCUACGACUCAGGCUCCACCCGCUCUUGAGAGACGGCACAGCAGGAGACAUCUGCUCCGGCUCUGAGCCUGAUGGGGGGGAGGAGGGGGGAGUGCUGCUGGGGACUGGGGCUGAAGCCCCAGCGGUGGUUCUGGCUGGGAUGAGAAACCAGCAGCUGUGGACUUGUGCGGCUGCAGCUGGAGACGAUGGAGAGGGAGCAGAGUCCCAGCGUGGAGGGCUGCAGUCCUGGUGCUGAUGCUGGACAAUGGCAUGUAACAGGAAAGGGGCUGUUGGCUUGACAUGGUGGGGGAGGGUUAGUAAUUUGGGAAGGGGAGGGGAGGAGACAGCCUGGGGGAGGGCUGAGCGGUGCUAGGGCCGAAGGAGUCAGUAACCAUGGGGAUGGGUAAGUGGUGCCAGGGGCUAGGUACGGGGAUUGUUGGGCGGGGCUGACUGAAGCCAACGCUGUGAGUGAUGGGCGACAGCCUCCUCAGAAGAGCACUUGCAGCAGUUUCACCCGACCAGGAUCGUGGCCCCUGAGCCUCAUGGUUUCAUUGAAGGAGAGGAGUCCCUGAAAGUCCCUGCUUGUCUUCCCUGAACUUUGAAAUGUGUGUUUGUUUGUGGAGAAAAUUGUUUUAACUCUAAAAAAUAAAAUGGCAGGUGAUGGGCAGAGUGCCCCCUGCAGCUGCCCCUGUGCCAUCAGCAUUCCUGUGUAAAGGCAGCACCUGUUCGGUUGAGGCUGUUCUAUGCUUGUUUCAAAACAUUCAAUGUAGGGUAUUUCUCCCGUAGGAGGGACUGGUGGCUCUGCUUGGCGCAAGGUGUGAUGCAGGUAGCUACAAGAGGUGGGAUUUUUAAAGGAGCUAAGGGCUGGAUUAUUUUCAAGCCCUCAGCACCCAGUGUGCUGGGCUCCUCAGGAAAUCUCUCCACUUAAUUUUCUGUCUAAAUUGGAGCUGCCUAAAUUGAGCUGGCCCUAGGCCAGCUUAAUCCUCAGUCCCACGCAGAAGCAUGGCCACCCUGGUCCUCUGUGUUUGCAGUCCUGGACUCCCCACCCAGCUCUGCUGACGCACCUCUCUCCUGACUUGCAGCUCGCCUGCUCUUCCUUACCUGGGCUCCUUAGAUCAGCCCUGCAGGACUCCCACCACCUCGUGUUUCAGCGCUGUGCUCUGUCCCGCCAGCAUAUUCCAUGCUAGUGGCUUAGAUCUGGUCCACUUCUAAAAUUUAGGCUGACCCAACCCCCUGUGUAGACGCAGGCAGGCCAGCAGAAGGAUUCUUCCAUCGAGGUAGCUGUCGCCUCUCGGGGAAGUGGAUUAACUGCAUCACGGGAAAAAAUGCCUUCCACGAUUGCGGGAAGUGUCUACACUCCGCUGCUACAGCUGGAGCCCACUACAGCAGCUAUAGUGUAGACAGACCCUGAGUGGAAGGGAAGCCCCUUGCUUUGCCUUGGUCAGCGAG